UCCACUAUCUGCAGCUACUACCAUUCGCUUGAAAGCGGUGAAAGUAAUGCACAGAGGUGACAACAGCAGGACAGUAGAUUAUAGGAUACGAUCAUUUAAUAGGGAUAGUGAUUUAUUUUCUAAAGCUUUAUUAUUAAUACAUUUUGUUGUUGAUAAGGCAUCAUCAUGUAUCCGGACUCGAGCCUAGACUUCGAUGAUUCCUCGAGCUCGUCUAUCAGCAGCAGCAGCAGCAGCACGAGCAGCACCGGCGCAGCAUCGUCUACCGGAGAUUUCCCCCCGUGUAGCCAGCCAUCUCCAGAUUCACACACGAACAAACCGUCAAUGGACAGCAACAUGUCGCGGGAUGUCUGCGGAGAAACAGACUCUCCAUGGCAGCCUCCCUUUGUUCCAACGGUGACUGCAAUCUCAACCUCCCUGGAUCUGCACUGGAUGUUCCAACAGACCACCGUCAUCACAUCAGCAUCAGUCUCCUCCUCCUCCUCCUCCUCCUCAUCCUCAUCCUCCUUCUCCUCAUCCUCCUCCUCCUCCUCCUCCUCCUCCUCCUCCUCCUCCUCCUUCUCCUCAUCCUCCUCCUCCUCCUCCUCCUCCUCCUCCUCCUCCAGUGGACGUGCAAAGCUUAGCAGAGCGCAUGGCGCAACCCAGUCGUCUUCCAGAGUGGAAGGCAGCAAGAAAGGGAAAAAACAGCCUUCAUCAGAAGAGGACGAGAGGAGAAAUAUCAGGAGAGAGAGGAAUAAAGUCGCUGCAGCCAAGUGUCGCAACAGACGGAGGGAGCUCACCGACACCCUGCAAGCCGAAACUGAUCAGCUUGAGGGGGACAAAGAGGCCUUGCAGACAGAGAUCACCCAUCUCCUGAAAGAGAAAGAGAGACUGGAACAGAUCCUAUCCACCCACCAACCAGCCUGCAAACUAGCCGUCGCUGAGGACGAUGUCGAAAAUGAGAUCGACAAUGACAUUGAAGGCAUUCUACAAGACACCCCAGAUUCUGCCCAGCUGCUCUCCAUCUUGGAGAAUGCAGACAAACUCCAACUCCCAGAAGGCAAUGCGACAGUAGUGACUGGCUCCAAGGGCCCCUUGUUCCAAGAAAUGGACACCGUCCCCAUCCCAAGCAUCUCCAUCUCUGCCUCGGCCAUCUUGGGUAACUCCAACAUCCUACUGUGCUCCAGUGCUGAGGAAGAACCCAUGGAGGACCUAGACUUCGACCAGGGUGACCUACAGGACCUGGUCCCCAGCCUGGAACUCAACAUGGCUGUGGCCCCUGAGACGGCCCCGUCCGUUCCCGACAUCGACCUCCUCGGGGGCCCCUUCUGCCUCUCAGACUGGGAGACCCUGUACAAGUCUGUGGCCAAUGAUCUGGAGCCCCUCUGCACCCCCACGAUGAUGUCUUCCAGUGACAGUCCUACAUGUAGCAGUUAUUACCGCUCUGUGUUUUCGUUCAAUUACUCCGAGAUAGAUCAUGUGGCUGAGGAGAAGGGGUGUUGUGAGAGCUCCGAGGGUCUCAAAGGAGUUGUUGGCGGUAGAUCUGAUUUGAUUAACGGUAAUCUCAAUUCACCCACUCUGUUGGCCUUGUGAAUCUGUUAUGAACUGGUUGAAGAAAUAGGGCCAGUUCCCCACACACAGAUUAAGCCUAGUCUUAUUAAAAAGUAAUAAUAAUAGCAUGUUCAAUAAUGAUUCUCCAUUGAAAGUGCUUUCCUAGUCCAGGACUAGGACUAGAUCUGUGUCCGGGAAACUGGUCCAUGAGGUUGAUAUUGAAUCAAUAAGCUAUGGUCUAUUUAUCUAUCUAUCUAUCUAUCCCCUGAUGUUUUGUUAACCUUUAACCUUUAGCACCAAAUUAAAUGAUUACUGUGACUGU
Salmo salar (Atlantic salmon) is the source of this 1849-nucleotide messenger RNA. The record is from RefSeq and is a predicted model, not a curated record. Lineage: Eukaryota; Metazoa; Chordata; Actinopteri; Salmoniformes; Salmonidae.